AAAGCGUCGAGUCUCUCACCAGGGGAGCUAUUUGUAGACACCAUCGCCUGCUGAAUCGCGGUUCUCACUGGACUCACGGCAAUGCAACUUCGCCUUACGAGCGGAAGAAAAGAAAACCCUGGCGUCGCAAGACUUUCAUUUUUCGGAAUCUCGAUUGCUUAGAUACAGGCAAAAGUUUUGUAUUCGGAAUUAUUAGGGGAAACUUCGUCAAAACAACUUCUGACAGAAGUUGCUCUCUUCAAACGAAUCGUUUGUGCAGUCUGCUGGGAAUGCCGUGGGUCGUUAGGUUGUGCGAAUACGUUAUUUGAUCAUAAAUCCACUUUUAAUGGACGAAUUUCGUUAAUCUUUGUGGGCGUCGUUGACAGAGAUGAUUCUUGAUUACAUUUUUUGUUCUCGUUGUCUGCGGGAUGCAAUCGUGCGCUACACCUUUCUAUUGGCAUGGGUUUUUCUGAUACCGGGGAUUUGGGAAUCCUAAUUUCAGAGACUUUCCAAUAUUACAUGAACUGUAGAACAGUAACUUAGAGGUCAAGUAAAUCUGCUUAUCCUGAACCGAUCCUUCUUAAGGGUAUGCCAGUGAACAGAAAUGGAGGAGCGAAUGAGAAUACUGGAAGAUCUCAAUAUGAUCUACAUUAGGCAGAUAGCCCUAAGUUUACAGGACAGUGACAUCCAGAAAAAGAUAGACCAUGAGAUCCGGAUGCGAGAGGGGACCUGCAAGCUGCUGGGAGCCUGUUCCCAGAAGGACCAGGCGCUGGAGGCCUCCAAGAGUCUGCUGACCUGCAACACACGCAUCCUAGCCUACAUGUCAGAACUGCAGCGCAUGAAAGAGGCCCAGAUCUUACAGAGGGCAACACGCAGACCAUCGGACUCAGCACCACUAGAUGAACGCCUCCCCUGCAAGGGAAAAGUGGCCAUCUCGGACCUACGCAUCCCACUGAUGUGGAAAGACACAGAAUACUUCAAGAACAAGGGAGAGCUCCACCGCUGUGCUGUCUUCUGCAUACUGCAGCUGGGGGGUGAGAUCCACGACACAGACAUGGUGAUGGUAGAUCGCACUAUGACGGACAUCUGCUUCGACAGCACCAUCAUCUUCCAAGAGGCCUGCCCUGGGUUCGAGCUGCGAAUGGAGCUCUACAGUUGCUGCUCAGAGGACGAGUCCUCCACGGGCAGUGCAUCCCGAAAGCUGGCCAGCAAGCUCGGCAGCUCCCUGAGUCGCUCGUCGGGGAAGAAGUUCCGGUCAGGGCUGGAACCCGGGGGAGGCAGCCCGGUCAGCAACGGGGGAGGGGCCCCACUGCUGCUGCCUGCACCCUCCAACUCUGGACCCAAGUACCACCUGCUGGCCCACACCUCUCUGGUGAUGGCACAUGUGCAGGAUGCUUUCCGUACACAUGAUCUGUCUAUCACUGGAAAUGAGGAGUGUUCAUACUGGCUGCCCCUUUAUGGAAGUGCGUGCUGUCGUCUGGUGGCACAGCCUCGCUGCAUGACUGAGCAGAUGAUGAGCGGCCGCCUCAAGGUCAAGCACCUAGGAGGUGACAGCCAAAGUUGUAAGACCACAUACAGUGUCCUGAGAGGGACAAAACUCUUCUGCUAUCUUCAGGAAGACAAUGUUGAAGCUGAAGUGGAGCCCGCUUUCACAAUUGCCAUUAACAAGGAAACGAGGAUCCGCGCCACGGACAAAGAUCCGCACGGCAAGGCUCAAAGCAUCUGCAUCAGCAACCGCUACGGGGGAGAGGAAGUGACUCAUGUGCUGAGCGCUGAGCGGCGAGAGGACACACAGCGCUGGAUGGAGGCCUUCUGGCAGCAUUUCUAUGACAUGAGCCAGUGGAAGCAGUGUUGUGACGACCUGAUGAAAAUCAAUGUGCCAUUGCCACGGAAACCUACGGCCGUCAUGACUAAGCAGGGCUCGCUAUACCAUGAGAUGAUUAUUGACACGUCAGAUGACAUUGGGACGGUGACAGACAUUCUGGCGCGGCGCGUGAAGGAGGAGUCAUUUCUGAGCCACCCUGAAGGACCCCUUCAUUGGAUGUCCUUGUUUGGGGAGUCUCCACCCCCCUCCCAUUCUCUCCAGGGAGCUGGGCUCAGCCCUCAUCUCUACUGUCGCAGCCCUCGUGACCCGGGCCGCCAUCAGCGUGGCCAGCUUUCAGACAGCCCCGGAUCCCCGCUGUUCCCCCGCUCACGCCCCCGCACCCUCUCCCUGGAUGCCAAGCUCAGCAGCCUUAGGGGCCGCGGCUAUGGGAGCUCGCCGGCUCAGGCCCCUCAGCCGAUCCCGUCCUGCUCCAGCUCGACCUCCAGCCACAGCUCCAGUGAGGGCAGCACCGCUUCAGAGACUGACAGCGUGCCCUUCCCUCGCAGUACCACAGCACGCAGCAGCCUGAGAAACCUGCGGGCAAAACUUGACCCUCGUAACUGGCUGCAGAGUCAGGUAUAAUGCUCCCCCCUCCCAAAAACCAUGUGGUGUAUACCGGAAGAUGAACUGAAUGGCUGCUCCAUCGUGUACAUAAAAUUGGUGGUCACCUGACCAUUAUGUCUCCCUUCAUCUGCUCUCUAUUUCAAAAAGCCUGAUUCUAACAGAAAGAAAUAGAAACAGAAUCAGUACAUUUCAAGAUUCCAGUGGUGCUUUUUAAAUGACUAACAUUUUUUCCCCCUUUGAAAAAAAAAAUCAAAUACACACUCUUUAUAUGAGUACAUAUAAACACAGAUAAAAAAACGACUUUGCCUGCUAUAUAGGGAAUGAAGAUAACUAUGUUCACUCGCCUGCAUAAUUUUGAAAGGAGUUGGGUAAAAACUCCACAAGUCAUGGACCUUCUGUAUAUUUGGACCUCAAAACCGGCACAACUGCAUUGAUUCCCACUACUUAAUGAACGCAUCAAAUCCUUUUUAAAAUAAAUGUGUAACAUAUUUAAACCAAACCGCAUCGUCAAUGCCUCAAUUAAAAAUGAAAUGAACAAAUAAAAAAGAAACGUACAACAAGUAUUAGAUGUUUGUGACUAUAAAUUUAUUUUCCUGACUGUUUUUGGACAGCACAUCAGUCCCCCUGAAAUUUCAGCUUGCAAUCUUGUUCAGAUGCACCUAGAACAACAUGGCACUCAUUCAUCUCUGAAAAUACAAGUUGUGGGACGGAAAGUGGAUUUCAGGGAUGAAAUUAUGUCAUGCAAAGACCCUGGUGCCCAAAACCUUUGAGUACCAUCACUGAAAUGUUUCCAUAAUGUGAAGCUUCUUAAUCUGCAAACAGAAAAAUAACUGAAAUGUUUGACAAAUGUAUGUCUUGCCAAAUGUUUUUUUCUAAUUCAAUAAGGACAAUGCUAGUCUGUUCUGUAGUCAGCAUUUUGAAACAGGACAAAAUCAGGCAUAUUGUUGGUUAAAUAUUGUUUUGGCUUCUCAUUUGCUGAAGCAGUGGUGUAUAUUGAUGUAUAUUGUCUAAAAGGUACAGUAGUUAUACAUCUUUUAAACAACACUGUAUGUACAUAGAUUCUGGAUUUUUCCUACCUGAUCCUGUCAUUAUAAAAUAUGUCUUGCUUCGUUUUAGUAUUUCCCUUAAAGUGUCCCUGUUUUCAUCUUAUUUUCCAUGAUCAUUUAAUAAUCAGUGCAAACACAGAACUAAUUAUACAGUUAGAGAAACAAUAAACGGUACUUCUGCAGAAGAAUCCAGUUAUUCUUAUCUAACACUUACAGUAAACACACUAAAGUCCCAGUGGUGAAAGACUGACAGAUUCAUUCUUCAUAAUUAGCUAUUUUUCACGGGAGCACACAAAGGAUAGAUAGCCACGUGGUGAACAGCAGGAAAGUUACAGCUGUAGAGAGUGAUGGGAAGCCUUAUAGGGUAUUUGAGGCAUUUAUUUGUGCGUUUCUGUUUUCAGCAACCUGUGGGUGAAAAAUGAUCACAUCAAGUUAACAUCACAAGAGUUACUUAUUGUAGACUUGCACUGUAAACAAAACCUAAGAACUUUAAAUAAAUGAAGAUAUUUAAAUAUCUUUAAAUAUCCAUUGUCAAUGACAAAUCUUCAAAGACAUAAAUUUAGUUUCUUUUGCAAGGACAAUCAGUUACAGAUAUUCUAAAAGCCAUUUUAGUAGACUUUAUGCUCUGUUCAAGAGAGUAUUCAAAAGCAUUUAAAGUAGUGUUAAAUUAUGUGAUGAAGCAUGUCUUAGACAAUGUAAAUUACAUGAUCAAGGCUUACAACGAUACUAUUAUUGGUUUGUUUCCACACUUCCAUAACUAUUCUUCCUUUUUUUAAUCACUGGGCUUGUUCAUCUAUGCCUAGUUAAUUUGUUUUCUUUGUUUGACAAAGCAUUUUAAAUAAUCAACCUACUCAAAGAAAGCCAUUUAGAUUAUGUGGGCAUUUAAUUUGGUGUGUUUUUACGUUGAUGUUAAGUGUCAUUGUCAGUGUUAUCAUGUGCUUAUUCAAUGUUUAAAUAUUAUUCACAAUUAAAUGGUUAACUUUCA
Messenger RNA from Paramormyrops kingsleyae, 4438 nucleotides. Its product is annotated as rhotekin. Gene Ontology annotation, biological process: signal transduction; mitotic cytokinesis; septin ring organization. Gene Ontology annotation, cellular component: actomyosin contractile ring. The record is from RefSeq and is a predicted model, not a curated record. Lineage: Eukaryota; Metazoa; Chordata; Actinopteri; Osteoglossiformes; Mormyridae.